CGUUGGCCCAACAAGCUGUCAGAUUGUAACCCUGAAUUUCUCGUUAUCGUAAUUAAUUGGUUAUCGGAACUGUCCGAUCGCCAGCAAACACGUCUGGGUCAAGUCGACAGAUCAUUCGUGCGCAACAUUACAUGAAUUGUCAGUCAAAAUUACAAUACAACGAAAUGGAUCAAAACUAAAAACUUGUCGAUUAGGAGCUGCCGCAGAGAACGCAGAUAAGGAAGUCGUAUUAGAUAUAUUUUUGAAGUAUGACGUGAAUUUAACACGGCGUCGUAUGUAUAGCGAUACACAUAUUUACAGUCAGUUUUCAAAAGUGUAUCCAAAGGAGGAUUAACAUACGGCAAAAUGACUGCACUGGUACCACUGUUCUUUGAUCUCAGUCUAAACGUAGAUAUCAGCAAUGAGUGUGAACACACGAUUUUACGCUAUACUAUUCCGUACCGAACCAAAAAAUUAAUAGAGCUCCUCAUCGAAUGCAACGCUAACAUCGAUGUGGUCAAUAAAAAUGGCAAAAUCGUAGUUCAUCACUUCGUCAAAAAUAAAUAUAACAUAUUUAGAUACAUACCGCCGGAGACGAUAAUGGAACAGCGACCCUUGAUAGAGAAAAGCACCGUUGAUUACAGCAACUGGCUGAUGACUAAAGGCUUUGAUUUCAAAUACAAUUAUCAUAAGUGUCCAUUAAACUUAUUUAUGGUAGCCAAUUUACACGAAAUCUUACCCGCUUUGGCAUCACGUAGAGAUGACAUGACAGAUACCGACAAAGAUGAACGAACUCUGUCUCAAAUUGUCCUCCAAGUGAGCUUUAUUGAAUAUUUUAAACUAAAGCUGAGAAAUAAAUUAUACCAAGGUCCUUAUAUGUCAAAAGUCAUUAAAACUCUACUCAACAGUGGCGCAUCUUUCGAUUUUGCCAAUGAACUGGAUGCGGUUUUGAAAUUCACCUUUACCACAGAACGUUUCGACUUACUAAAGUUUUUAGUCGAUAAUAUCCCUGAAAAACACGCUAUGUGCUUAACCAAAUUUUUGCACUAUCUAAUCAAAAAUAUCAAAUCGUAUCACUUGCACUUCGGCAAACAUGAUCUUCAAGAUGUAAUCGAAACUUUGAUCUGUAAAACCAUGCAAUGCCAAUACGAGCCGAUAUCCGGAUACACAACUGUCCAAUUAGCAGUUUUGGAAAAACGCAUAGACAUACUCCAAUUUUUAUACGAUUACGGAAUAGCGUUCAACGUUUUGACGGCCAGAGGUGAAAAUCUGCUGCAUCUUCUCUGCCAAAAACCGUUCAACUUAAGAAGGAUCCCCAUCAGUGAUAAGGAAUACAAAGAGACGGUCGAUGUUCUUGUGAGCCAAGGUUGCGACGUAAACGCUGUGAGCGAGACGAAGCAAACUCCACUACACGAAGCUACGGCCCACGGAAGAGUAGUAAUAAUAAAGUCACUGAUAAAGCACCGCGCCGACGUGAACUCCAGAAACAAAGCGCUGAUGACUCCGCUGCACAUAGCAGCGGCAAAAGACCGAGAGUUCAUGGUGGGCCAGUUACUGAUAAAGAGUGGAGCAGACGUGAAUUUGCAAGACGAGAUGGGCAGGACGGCGCUGCAUUUCACGCUGGAAAACAAGGGAACGCUAGCGGAGCUGCUGUUGAAUUCGGGCGCUCGAGCAGACGUGCAGGACAAAUGCAAGCGCACGCCCUUGUACCUGGCUAUACUCAGGCGGCAUCUCUGGGAAGUCGAAAGGCUAGUCAAGUACGGCGCCAACUUUAACGAUUGCUUUCUCGUUAAGACUCUCGCCUCGCAGUGGUACGGAGAUCCCGCACCGGACAGAAUUUUGCAGGACUUCAUUUUGCCGAAGCACUGGAUCAAAUUGUCGGUCGCCGGAUUGCCCUGCCCCAAGGAGUGCCAGGCCCUCGCUCGACAACUCGAUUUUAAAGGCUGGCAGCGCGAGUGUUCCAAGGAGCUCGACAAAUUGAGACGCUGUCUCAUAUACGACCGAUUAACGUGUCUCAUGUUUAUACAGAUGAAUCCUAACCGUCGAUGCGCUUACGUCGAUAACCGGACGAUAAAGAAUUUUAUAAAAUCUCCAUUGUAUAACAGAUUUCCGAUUUAUAGUAGCAUCAUAAUGUCUGCUUAUAACGAAGCGUUGGCGAGGAAACCAUUGUUAGAACCAGCUACGCGAUCUCUGUUAGAGUUGACGGAAAUUGCCCUGCCAGAUAUAUGCGUGGAUCGUAUUUUCUCUUACCUAAAUAAUGCUAGUCUUAUUAAUUUAAUAGAAUCAAAAGAGUAAGGAAAUAAAUGUCACGUACGAAUAGCGAGAUGCAUUGCAGGUCAUUAUCUCUGCUAAAAAAAGUACACUCAUACGCAUUGUUCGAAUCCCAUUUCCAAAUAUAUAUUUUCAGAGCUUUUCUUGUGCUCCAAUUAUUCCAACUAAUUAUAAUUAUUUUAACUUAUUCUUAACUUCAUAUUAACAUAUUCUAUUCUGUAUAACUAUUUAUUAU
Messenger RNA from Phymastichus coffea, 2485 nucleotides. RefSeq names its product putative ankyrin repeat protein RF_0381. The transcript is spliced from 2 exons. Bases 346 to 2274 code for a protein of 642 amino acids. NCBI's taxonomy places the organism in Eukaryota, Metazoa, Arthropoda, Insecta, Hymenoptera, Eulophidae. The record is from RefSeq and is a predicted model, not a curated record. Gene Ontology annotation, molecular function: protein binding.